This is a messenger RNA of Stereum hirsutum FP-91666 SS1, 690 nucleotides long. RefSeq lists its product as uncharacterized. The transcript has 3 exons. Lineage: Eukaryota; Fungi; Basidiomycota; Agaricomycetes; Russulales; Stereaceae. The annotation marks the transcript as partial. The record is from RefSeq and is a predicted model, not a curated record.
AUGUUCAUCUACAACGGCAAACUCAGCUGGUUUCACCUGGUGGAAAAGGAAGAUUUCACUAUUGUGGUUCCCGCUGGUUUCGCUCAAAAGGAUCCCAUUUGCGCACACUGGCAGUGGACCAUCGAUCCCAGUAAUAGCAAGGGGAAACAAAAUACCUCUCGCUUCAGCAUGAUCAACAAUAUCGUCAACACAGUCGCCGACGAAUACAAAUUCAGUUUCUCUUUCGGCUACUACAGCUUCGACGCUGUGGUCUCUCGUGACUUCAGAACCCUCAGUACAACGAUGCGAGACAUUACAAACGAUCGCUCUGGCCCUCACACUCUGAUACUUCAAUACAGCGACACGUCUCGAAUCCCUUCCACCGUCGUCUACACCGGUAAACUCGACUGGCUCCACGAAGCUGUAAACAAAAUGAUCACCCUCGUCGUAUCCUCAGGUGUCUCUGCUCUGACCAACGGCUCAUUCGUGGGCAUGUAUCACCAAUGGACCGUCGACUCCUCCGGUAACAAGAAAGGAAGCCAUCCUAUCAAUUCCACGUUCGACUUCAGCAUGAUCAACAAUAUCGUCAACACAGUCGCCGACGAAUACAAAUUCAGUUUCUCUUUCGGCUACUACAGCUUCGACGCUGUGGUCUCUCGUGACUUCAGAACCCUCAGUACAACGAUGCGAGACAUUACAAACGAUCGCUCU